Rhincodon typus (whale shark) is the source of this 7870-nucleotide messenger RNA. Its product is annotated as multiple PDZ domain protein. The record is from RefSeq and is a predicted model, not a curated record. Gene Ontology annotation, molecular function: protein binding. Bases 1 to 5940 code for a protein of 1979 amino acids. Lineage: Eukaryota; Metazoa; Chordata; Chondrichthyes; Orectolobiformes; Rhincodontidae. The transcript has 45 exons.
AUGUAUUGUAUAUACUUACCAUUGCAUGCUAUAUUUUGCUAUUAUUUUGACACUGUCACUUCUACUAAUUUUUUACUUGUAGAUACCCAGCGAGCUUUGCUGGCUGUGGAACGGUUACAGGCAAAGCUACGAGAAAGAGGGGAUACAGCAAAUGAGGAGAGACUGAGUUUAUUGAGAUCUGUGCUACAGAGCCCACUCUUCAACCAAAUCCUGAACUUGCGGAGCUCUGUUCAACAUUUGAAAGAUCAGGUGAACGUCGUGCCGCCUGCCAUACCUCCAGGCGUUGAUCUUUCUCAAGCUGCCUGCUCACCUGUUACUUCUAUUUCAUCUCCACUGAAUGAAUCGUACAUGAUAGCUCAGCAGAAUGGAAGUAAAGAAAUUGAACAUGAAACCUCAGUGCAGCAAGGCAAGCAGUCCAAUGAAGAAUUUGAGCAGAUUUUGAGGAAAAUGGCCCAUGGUCGUUCCAUUGAAUACAUAAAUUUGAUGAAACCUGCCUGCGAUGGUUUGGGGUUCAGUAUUGUAGGACUUAAGAAUGAAAAUAAUGGGGAACUGGGGAUCUUUGUUCAAGAAGUCCAAGAGGGCAGUGUGUCAGCAAGAGAUGGUAAACUAAAGGAAUCGGACCAAAUCCUAGCUAUCAACAGACAGCUCCUAGAUCAGACUGUCACCCAUCCACAAGCUAUUGGCAUCCUGCAGAAAGCCACAGAACAGGUUCAGUUGGUGGUUGCCAGAGGAUCUGUUCCACGUUUGUCCAGUCCAGGAGCUUCACGUACACCGUCGGAUGCGAGUACACUCUCUGCCCAUUCUUCUUCUGUCCACUGGCAGAUUGUUGAAACGAUUGAGCUAGUAAACGAUGGCUGUGGUUUGGGAUUUGGAAUUGUAGGUGGAAGAACAACUGGUGUAAUUGUGAAGACUAUUUUACCUGGAGGAGUUGCUGACCUACCUGAACCAAUCUGUUGUCAGGGUGUUGAUGGUGAAAUAUUCGAUGUGGAACUUACAAAAGAUGUUCAUGGACUAGGCAUAACUAUUGCUGGUUAUGUUGGUGACAAAAAUCUAGAGCCUUCUGGUAUCUUUGUGAAAAGCAUAACUCAAGCAAGUGCGGUUGAACAGGAUGGAAGAAUACAUGUUGGUGAUCAGAUAAUAGCUGUGGACGGAACAAAUAUUCAAAGCUUCACUAACCAUCAAGCAGUGGAAAUGUUGCGUCACACUGGCCAAACUGUGCAUCUUAUUUUAAUGAGGAGGGGACUUGAACCAGAAACUUUGACACAGCCUGAGUGCAAAGAUGAAGUAAAACCUGAAAAGUGUGGAGAUGUCCUCACAAUAGAUAAUAAACAUGCUUCAGCAAUGAUUGAAGAUUCAUCAGCUUUGGUGAAUUGGAUUUCAAAUACUUCAUCUGUUGCUGAGCAAGGAAUUGAAGCUGAAAGUGAAACCAGGUUCACAGCAGGCUUUCAGCUGAACUCAUCAGAAGAGGAAAGACUUUGUGUUAAAUGGCAGGAUAUUCUUGGAACUAACUCUCAAAUUGUGGUGACUCAAGUAACAAAGUUCAGUGAAAGUAGUGGCCUUGGUAUAAGUUUGGAAGCCGCUACUGGGCAUCAUUAUAUACGUUCCAUUCUCCCUGAGGGACCCGUGGGAUGUAACGGGAGACUGUAUAGUGGAGAUGAGCUAUUAGAGGUGAAUGGAAUACCACUCCUUGGUCAGAGCCACAAAGAUGUUGUCAGUAUACUAAAAGACUUGCCUAUCAGUGUCACCAUGAUCUGCUGCCGCCCAAUCCUGAAGUCCAAGAAGGAAACUGAUGUAGAUCAUAUGGUUCCUAUAGAAGAACCCAUUCAGUCAAUAGAGGAGCCAUUGGAAUUUCUUCAUUCAUCGGCAUCUCUAGCUUGGAUUGAGGAUCAAACAGAAUCCAUUGUUGCCCAUGGAUUUUUACAGCGUCACAUCAAUCUAAAUGAGAUUAAUGCAACAUCUAAUACAGAUGAUGCUGUGGUGGGUGAAAUGGAAAGAAAGCAGAGUGACGUUGAGGCACAGAGUUCUCUGGCAAUGUGGGAGUCUGAAAUCCAAAACAUAGAACUGGAGAAGGGGAGCUCAGGCCUUGGGUUCAGCAUUCUGGAUUAUCAGGAUCCAGCUGACCCAAUGCGAACAGUUAUUGUAAUUCGAUCGUUAGUGCCCAGUGGAGUGGCAGAACAAGAUGGUCGACUUCUUCCAGGAGACCGACUCAUGUUUGUUAACAACAUCAACUUGGAGAAUGCUACUCUUGAAGAAGCGGUUCAGGCACUGAAAGGUGCAUCAGGAGGCAAAGUUAGAAUUGGGGUAGCCAAACCUCUGCCAGUAGAAGCAACUGAAACAGGUUUUGCUGGUGGAAAAACGUUUGACAAGGACUUAUCAUUUGAGGAAGAGGAUGAACAUCAAUCUUCAACUGUUGCCAUGCAUGGCAGUGCUUGUAGUUCAGACCUGAAUGUUAACCUCUCAAUUCUAUCACUGACUUAUGAGGAUGCACAAGAAAAUUCCUUGGGUGCUUGCAGCAUGUCCUCCACUGAAGAGAGUGAUGAGAAACAGAUGUCCUUAGCCAAAGGAUUUGAGAAAACCAUUACCAUUGCAAAAGGCAGUGCUAGUCUGGGAAUGACUGUGAGUGCCAGUAAAGAUGGCUCAGGAAUGAUGGUGCGUAACAUUAUUCAUGGUGGAUCCAUCAGUCGUGAUGCCCGAAUUGGGGUAGGUGACUCCAUCUUAGCAAUCAAUGGGGAACCAACUACAGAUCUCACCAAUGCUGAGUCUCGUGCGAUGCUUCGAAGAUACUCUUUAACUGGACCAGACAUAAUUAUCACAUAUGUACCUGCAGAGAACUUGGAAAAGUAUAGGCUGAUCAUGAGUAGACAACUUGAAGGAAUCACCACAGCUAAUGCAUCAUCAUUGCUCCCUGCCAGCACUGAGUUGCCAGAGAGGGAAGAAGGUGAGGGAGAAGAGAGUGACCUGCCAAAUUCAUCCUACAACAACUGGAGACAAGCUCGGCGAGUGGAGUUAUGGCGAGAACCUGCAAAGUCAUUGGGAAUCAGUAUUGUUGGUGGAAGAGGAAUGGGGAGCCGACUGAGUACUGGAGAGGUCAUGAGAGGAAUAUUCAUCAAACAUGUCCUAGAGGACAGUCCAGCUGGAAGAAACAGAACGUUAAAAACUGGGGACAGAAUUGUUGAGGUAGAUGGGGUUGACUUGCGAGAUGCCAGCCAUGAAGAGGCAGUUGAAGCUAUACGAAAAGCAGGCAAUCCUGUAGUGUUUUUAGUCCAGAGUUUAAUAAGCAGGCCUCGGAAACAACCUUUGUCUUUCCUGCAAUCUAACCCCUUGCCUGAAUCGAGCAGUGGCAGCAACAGUACUAACCUAUUUGCUGACUCUUUUCAGACCCACAAUAGCCAGACCUCUACAGCUUCAAUUGAUGAGAAGGCCUUCUGUCAAGCCCAUUAUUCUAUGACCAAAAGUCCAUUUCCUGAAAAUAAAUUCAAGGUUUCUGCAUCUCGAGCUAGGACUUUUCUGCACCCUUUCCCAACUAACUCAUAUGCAAUCAAUCCAUUUAAGACCGCCAGCCAGCCAGAUAUAGAGACUGAAAUUAUGUCAGCACUCUCAGAUCCACAGCUAUUGCCAUCUGAAUCUGUUGAACAAGAGGAGACAAGCUCAAUUGUGGCAUCACAAGAGAACAUGGGCAAUAAAUCAGAAGAUGGAUUGGAGGAAGUUGAUGAAUUUGGUUACAGCUGGAAAAAGAUCAAACAACGAUAUGGAAGCUUGAUGGGAGAGCUGCAUAUGAUUGAGCUGGAGAAGGGGAAGAGUGGGCUAGGUCUGAGUCUGGCUGGCAACAAGGACCGAUCCAGAAUGAGUGUUUUUGUAGUUGGCAUCGAUGCAAAUGGAGCAGCUGGUAAAGAUGGCAGGAUACAGAUUGCAGAUGAGUUGCUAGAGAUAAAUGGGCAGUUACUAUAUGGUCGUAGUCAUCAAAAUGCUUCAUCAAUAAUCAAAAGUGCGCCACCAAAAGUGAAGAUUAUAUUUAUUAGAAGCACAGAUGCAGUCAAUCAAAUGGCAGUCAGUCCUGCAAAAUUGGCUGAUAUAAUCACAGCUACUUCAGGAACCCACCAGGAGAAAGAGCCAAGUACAUCAUUAUCCCAAACUGGAAAGGAUCUGACCUUGUUUAAAAAUACUCAACAUAUUCUACUUGCUAAGGAUCAAGGUGGACUUGGAAUUGCAAUUAGUGAAGAGAGUACACAUGAUGGUGUGAUUAUUAAGAGUUUAACAGAAAAUGGUACAGCUUCAAAAGAUGGAAGGAUUAAGGUUGGGGAUCGUAUCUUGGCUGUGGAUGAUGAACCUGUUGCGGGACACCCUGUUGAAAAGGUUGUAAGUUUGCUGAAGAAAGCAAAGAAUACUGUAAAACUAACCAUCAGUUUGGAUGAAGUGAAUAUACAGACACCAUCUGUUUCCACUGCUUCAUUCGAGUCUAAAAGCAUUCAGUCUCCUUCAAUACAGAACAUUGCUGAAUCGGCUGAUACAGAUUCCGACAAUAAGGGCUCGAGCAGAGCUUCAUCCCCCGGUUCUUCAUCUUUCGACAUAUCAUCUUGUCCAAUUGUCCCUGGACGAGAAACAACGAUCGAAAUUUCAAAAGGACGCACUGGACUUGGGCUGAGUAUUGUUGGAGGAGCAGAUACGUUAUUGGGUGCCAUAAUUAUUCACGAAGUCUAUGAAGAAGGAGCUGCAGCCAAAGAUGGCAGACUGUGGGCUGGUGAUCAGAUAUUGGAGGUUAAUGGAAUUGAUUUGAGAGUUGCCACUCAUGAUGAAGCAAUAAAUGUUCUGAGACAAACUCCACAAAAAGUACGGCUGACAGUCUACAGGGAUGAAGGUCAUUAUAAGGAGGAAGAUAUGUAUGAUUUGCUGAUUGUUGAAUUGCACAAGAAACCAGGGAAAGGUCUUGGACUGAGUAUUGUUGGAAAAAGAAAUGAUACUGGGGUCUUUGUGUCAGACAUUGUGAAAGGAGGAAUAGUAGAUCUGGAUGGAAGCCUUGUGCAAGGGGACCAAAUACUGUCUGUGAAUGGAGAGGAUGUUCGAAGCGCAACUCAGGAGACUGUUGCUGCUAUGCUGAAGUGUGCACAAGGCACAGUGAGAUUAGAGGUUGGCAGGUUAAAGGCUGGAUCAUUCUCACCUGAUAGAAGAGGUUCCCAAAGUAGCCAGGUCAGUGAAGGGAGUAGUAGUGGCGGACUGACCACGUUCUAUUCUGCUACAUCUGGAUCUACCCAAGCUGAUCUACACGAAACUGGGUACAGAAAACCUGCCUGGACUGAGAUCCAAGGGCUAAGAACCGUGGAGUUUAAUAAGGGGCCUACUGAUUCACUGGGAAUCAGCAUUGCAGGAGGAGUAGGUAGUCCUCUUGGAGAUGUCCCCAUUUUUAUUGCAAUGAUGCAGCCAAAUGGAGUAGCAGCCCAGACCCAGAAGCUGCGGAUUGGGGACAGAAUUGUAAGUAUUUGUGGGAAACCUACAGAGGGCUUGACUCAUUCCCAGGCUGUCAGCGUGCUGAAGAAUGUUUCAGGUCGUAUUGAAUUACAGGUGGUUGCAGGCGGUGAUGUUAGUGUGAUAACUAAUCAGCAGCAGGAGCAUACCACAACUACACUUUCUGUCUCAGGAUUGAUAGCAAGUAGCAUCCUUCAUGAUGACCUAGGGCCUCCACAAUAUAAAACAAUUACUUUGGACAGAGGUGCUGAUGGACUGGGCUUUAGUAUUGUUGGUGGAUAUGGCAGUCCUCAUGGAGAUCUUCCUAUUUAUGUGAAGACAGUAUUUGUGAAGGGAGCAGCUGCUGAAGAUGGGCGCCUGAAACGUGGGGAUCAAAUAAUUGCUGUCAAUGGACAAAGCCUCGAGGGCGUGACACAUGAAGAAGCUGUUGGUAUCCUGAAGCGCACAAAAGGGAAUGUUACUCUAACAGUACUUUCCUAAUGUAUGUUAUUCUAGAUGAAGACACUGAAGCUUAAUGUGACUCUUUAUUUGGACUUUACUGAUGAGAAUUGAAGUGAAUUUAUGCAUACUUUCCAACAUAUGAAUUAGGAACAGAAGUAGUCAUUUGAGAAUUGAGAAAAUGAAAUGUUUUAUGUCAUAUCAAGAGAAUUUUGGAUUUAAGACAGUGGGUUGCAAAAUUAAAUAAAUUUAAACACAGUAAACAGGCUGCCAUAGUAUUCCCACACAUCAUAUUCAGGAUCUCAAUUGUAGAAGCUUUUGAUUGCUCACAGUGUAGUCUAUGGUUUUUUUUUUCAGAUGCAACAUUAUUUUUAACUUUAUUUUCAAACUUCUAUAUUUGCCCAUUUUAGGUCUGGAAAAUAGUUCCAGAAUUACUGUCUAGCUUCUAUUAUUUUCUGCUUUUAAAUGGUUACCAAACAUUUUCCAGUUGAACAGCUGGUUGGUGGUUCAAUAAAGUAUUAUUACUUUAAUAAUACUGCUAUUGAUCAGUUUCAAUAAAAAGAUAAAUGCAAUUUAACUGCUUUAGAUUUUUGCAUUUUAUAGCUCAUUGGCAGUGUUUUUCUGUGAAAUUCUGAGUUAUCUUGAAAUAGCUGACUGUAAUGCAAAUUCACUGGUUAAAAAUUGAUGUGUUUCCUGAACAGAGUUCUUAAAUCACACAUCCCCUAUCAUUAUGUGUAACGAAUGUCGAAGAAAACCAUCAUUGGGAGUAAUGGUGUUGAAUUAUCAGAAACAGUUAGUUGACAUGAUGGUAGAAUUGCAUGGAAAUUUAAGUUGACUGACUCGAAUUUACUUACCCAGCCAUAGUUACCUUAGCGCUGUAACAGAGAAUGAUAAUGAAGUACUGUUUGCUGUCUUUGACUGCAAAGUGACUGAAAAUUAAUUUCAUCAAAUGAUCAAGGUGCCCAUGUAGGUUCCUGCACCUUGACUAAUUAAUAUUAAUGAGGCCUUAACUCAAUUUCAGGCCUGCCUUAGAUCUCCUGUUUUUUCAGGUGCAUAAUACACCUAUAUCCUCUCCUUCAACCUGAAACCAAGUGCUGAUAAGCUUAUGUCCCUCUGACUCUUCUGAAAGUAAUCACAGUAAAUGUCCACUGAACAGCCGUUAUUCACAGAGCAAGAUUCUGUAAACGGCAUUAAAUUUUGUGAUCAAUUCACUUCUUUUUGAAGAAAGGGUAAAAAUGAACUGAAAGUAACUAUGUACGAUGCAUUUUGGCUAAGUAUUUUAGCAAUGAUCAGUUGAGUGUACCUGCUUAUGAAUUCUUGGAAAUGUAUGGGGUAGUAAUUCUUAAGCCCAAGUCUGCUGCUUACCAAGCACAUUGAGUAGCUGGAACAGCGUGUUAAGACUGCACUAAACAAGCUAGUUCAGUAGAGAAGUAUGUUCACCUAAUAGGGGUGGAUUAUUAGCUUUGCAAUUAGUUAGGUAAUCUGGCAUAGUGGAUCACCCACCCUUUAUAAAUUGUUCUUCACCAAUUAUCAUUCCUUUCACUUCAAUGGAAUAAGACUCAUACAGACUCCUUGAAAGGUCUGUUUUUGCCAAUUUAUAAUAAGCAAGUGAAGGCGAAAAUCUAUUCUUUUUAUCUUAACAGUAUUAUUAUAGCUCAACUUAAAUGUUGUGUUUGGGUUAGAAUUGUGUGUUUUGGUAAAUAUGCCAUUUUCACUCUAACCAAGUGUGUUUAACUCUAUAUAGAUCCAAAAGUAAAUGUUACAGUUAUCUUUACAAUCAUUUGAUCAAUGUUCUUGGAUGAGUGAACUAUUGUUCGUUUGAGUUAGCAAUGCUAAUUUUAACAAAAAAAAGAAACUAUGUUAGUCAGUACAUUGUUAAUCUAAACUCAUACAUAAUUUUAGAAUAUUUUGCUUUUGUAUGCUCUGAAAUGUAUCUAUUUUGAUUUUAAAGUAAUGUACAAUAUCCUUCUGU